Molecule: messenger RNA, 1233 nt
Organism: Camellia sinensis
Lineage: Eukaryota; Viridiplantae; Streptophyta; Magnoliopsida; Ericales; Theaceae
Source: RefSeq, a predicted model, not a curated record
AUGGCAGGAAGAACUAGGGGAAAUGGAUCCAAUGACAACAACAACAACGAUAACAACAACAACAACAACAGUGACAUCAUGAACUUUGUUCGGACAAUUACUAAUGAACUAAGAAACCAACCCAGGCAUGAAAACAACAAAGCAGAAUUAAUAGCAAAAUUUCAAAAACUCAGGCCCCAAAAUGUUUUUGGAGAACCCAAUCCCAACACAACUGAGGCAUGGAUAAGGCAAGUGAAGAAAAUAUUGAAUACGCUAGAAAUUCAUAACGAGCAGCACCAAAUGUCCCUCACCUCAUUUCUCUUUGACGGGAAGACUGAUUUCUGGUGGACAAUGAUUAAGGAAAGUCGUCAAGUGGCAGAACUAUCUUGGAGACAGUUCGAGGAAUUGUUUAUGGAAAAGUACUUCCCAAACUCGUAUACCAAUCGAUUAGAGGCCCUUUCUCGCCAUGCCACAGUUAUAGUGGCAAAUGAAACAGACAAAGUAAGGCGCUUUGAAUGGGGACUUGACUCGAGAAUCCGAGACAAGUUGGUUACAGUGCAACUACCUACUUAUGCAUGUGUAGUAGAUAGGGCUCUUACUUUAGAAAUAAAGAAGAUGGACACUGCAAGAACUCAUGGUCAACAGUCCAGAGCCAACCAGCAAAGAAGUAGAAGACCCUCAAGGAACAAUAAGACCCCUGCUGUUUCGGGUGCCACCGGAAGAGUCUUUGCACUCCAAAAAGGAAAAGAUGCUGGAAAUCCUACGGUGAUUCAAGAGCCUGAACGUGUAGGAACACCUAUGAGUGUAGCUUCACCACUAGGAGGUCAAACUCGAAUAGAUCUCGUAUUCAAAUCAUGUGAACUAGAAGUCUCCAGUUUGCGUUUAACUUGCAACCUACGAGUCAUGGAAAUGUCAAACUUUGACGUUAUCCUUGGAAUGGAUGGUUAUCAGCCCAUAGAGCCACCAUUGAUUGCUAUCGAAAGACAAUGGCUAGCCAGCUUAGUUCUGGAAGAUAAAGAUCGUAUGGAACUGGGGCUACCUUGUGUGGUGUGUAAGUAUGUUGAUGUAUUUCUAGAGGAACUACCAGAACUACCCCCAAAGCGAGAAGUAGACUUUACCAUUGAACUACAACCUGAUACAUCACCGAUCUCAAUGGCACCACAUCGUAUGGCACCAGUUGAACUGAGAGAGCUAAAGACACAGUUGCAAGAAUUAUUGGACAAGGAAUUUAUAAGGCCAAGCACGUCCCCGUAA